AUGGGUCUUGGGGGACCGGAAGGAGGGCCCUGGAUGCUUGCUGCGGGCCAUUUGUCUGAAGCAGGGCACGGUAACACCUCCUUGCAUUCUGAUGUGCGCCCUGCUGGCUGCACUCAGACUGUUUCCCAGGAUUCUUCUCGUGGUUCCCUUGAUGUGAGCUUUGACGGUGGCACUCCCACAAGUUGCCAAAAAUCGGAUUUUGAAAACCUUAAAGCUGCGGUUCUGGCUGGGGAUGCUCCGUCCAUCUUGAGCUUAGUCGAGUCUUUUGAGCAGCAAGGCCUCAUCACCGAAGGCACUUUUCAUUGGAAGGUUGUGGAGCUUGCUGUGGAAACACAGGAGGACGUGCCUCCUCAUGUGGCCGGCUGGGCAAUUGACGAUGCCCUGGCAAACCUUAAGGAACCGAAAUAUCGGGAUGACUUGUGCAUUGUCUCGGCUAAUGUCUCGUCUUGGAGGAAGGACCUGUGCCCCUGGGUUGCGCAGCUCGGUGCCUCGGUCGUUAUGUUACAAGAGACGCAUCUGUCCCCGGAUCAGCCCGAUUUGAUUGAAGGCCAAUUGGGGGUUUAUGGUUUCAAUGUCUUUAGUGUGCCGGGGCAGCCCACGGGCCGGGGCGGUACAUCAGGCGGAAUGGCAAUUUGCUUUCGCAAGCACUUGAAUGUCCGGCGGGUGCAUCAGUUUUUCAAGGCCGGGGCUGGGUUUCAGGUUGCUGCUAUUCGAUUGCGGGACACUGAUUGCUAUCUAGUUAACCUUUAUUUGAAGGCUGGUGAAGGCUUUCAGAGUGCCACCAAUUCGCAAAUUUUGGCUAAUCUGCUCGCUUUUCUUACGUCGGCCCGGGGCAUUUACUUUGCUGCAGGCGACUUGAAUGAGGAUUUUGAGACCAUAGCAGCCAGCAGUUUUGCUCAGGAAGCCAAGGGCCAUUGGAUCAGCAGUGGAGAGUCCACGUGUGCAGGGGGAGGCAAUAUUGACUUUGGCCUUCUUUCCCCCAUCUUGGCUGCGGGUGCUAAGUUGGUUGUCGAUUGGGACACUCCUUUUGCUCCACAUGCGGCCUUGCAUUGGACACUGCAGCUUGAGCAUUUUGACUUUAAGCUGCCGCAGUUGAUUGCUUUUAAGCCUGCACCGUUACAGCCUCAGCCCUUUCUCUCGAGUGUUGUCGCUGACCCUCGUGGUGAGCAGGUAGCCGUCCAAUCCCAGGAGGAGUUGCAUCUGCUUGGGACUGAGGCCGAGGUGCCAAAGUCCAGGUCUGCAGGAGGCCCCUUGUUGUCCCCAUUGCUCCUGCUUCUGGUUGGGGUCGGCCUCACUCCGCUUUGGCAGCAUGUGGGCCGGUGGAGGCAUUGGUUUGAACUGUGGUCGCAUCCAGCUGGGGUCGAUCGUGAUCUGCUGGCCUCCUUGAAGCAUGCUGCGCAGGAGCAAGCCCGGUUGUUGCAUCCGAUCGACUUGGAGCGGGCUGUAGGGUUUUUCAAGAAGGUUCCCACCAAAGCGCCCGGCUUGGAUGGCUGGACUUGUGAGAUGCUUCGUAACCUCAGUGUUGAAGCUGUGCAGGCAAUUCUUGAAUUCUUCCAUCAUUGUGAGCGCGAGGCUUCUUGGCCGGACCAAAUGGUGUUUGCACUUAUAGCCUUGUUGCCUAAGUCCGAAAAACGUGAGCGCCCCAUUGCAUUGUUGCAUAUCCUUUACCGUGCUUGGGCCAAGCUGCGGUGGCCUUUGGUUGCCACGUGGCAGGCUGCUUAUGCUGCUCGUGCCACUUGGGACAAGGCUGUCCCGGGUGGCCAGGCGCUUGACGUAGCACUGGCAAGGCUGAUGCUGGGAGAGUCGGUGCGGAGGUGCAAAUCCCACCUUAUAACAUUGUUCCUAGACAUGGAGACAUUCUACGAUAGGUGUGUUUUUGAUGACGUCAUUCGCUCGGGACUUUCUUUGGGCUACCCUCCUUUAGUUUUACAUCAGGCCUUGCUUACUUACAUGGGGCCUCGCUUUAUCCAGUCGGAAGGUGCAUUGUGCCCUCCCAUUUGGCCGGGGAGGGGAGUUCUGGCUGGAUGUCCAGCGGCGCCGUCGGUAUCAAAACUCGUCAUCCACCCAGUUGCUGAAAAGCUGGCUUCAAAGAAAAGUGCAUGCAACCUUGACAUUUGGAUUGAUGACCUGUCGCUUGAUUCGGUUAAUAAGUCUCCGGUGCAGGUUGCCAGUGAUUCCCUUCUGCUGUUCAGGGCUCUCCGACGGGAUUUGGAAGCUAGGGGAGCUCAGAUCUCAAUUUCAAAAACAUGCUUUGUGGCAUCGUCGACGGAGGCGGCCAAGGCCAUGAGCAAAAUUCUUGAUGCCAAUGAUCCUCAGGUCAAAUCGAUGACUCGGGACCUUGGUGUGACUUCAGCCGGUGGUCGCCGUCGUGUUUUGGGGCUUGCGGAACAGCGCAGGAAAAAGGCGGCCGGCAGGUCGCGGAAACUCAACCGUCUGGCCAUCCCGGGGAGGGCGCACCGUUUGCGCAUCGUGAAAGCAUCUGUGUGCUCGGCUGGCCUCUGGGGCCAUCAGGCGCAGGGCACAAGCUUGGAUCGCUUGAUCUCACCUUUGUUGUCAACCGACGGCGAUGCGAGGCGCCGCAAGCUCAUCAUUGGCAGCGCGGAGACAGUGGCCCAGGGGCCCGGGACCUUCGUUCUGCUUGUGUGGCUUGGGCCAUUGGGGCCUAUGAGAUCACAGAGGAUGGGGCCCGCCGUGUUGCGAGCAUCACCUCUUUUCCACAGCGGUACCUUCGACUUGACGGUUGACUGCAAAGCUGUUACCCCUUGCGCUUCGACUGGUGCUGCCAAGGCCACCAAACCUCUCAACAAGAAGCAGAGAAUGUUGGCGAGGCUUUCAGGCGACGAGGAUUCACUGGGUCACCAGUGGGUCAAGGGAGCCGAGGGCUCCACCAACAUGACCAUGAAGUGUGCAAUUUGUGGAUUGUACUUGCAGCAAAUCAACGAUCUGCCCAGCUUCGAUCGCCUUAUGCGACCCUUUGCAGCAAUGGAAUAUUCACAGCUCGCAUGA
This is a messenger RNA of Symbiodinium sp. CCMP2592, 3006 nucleotides long. Lineage: Eukaryota; Dinophyceae; Suessiales; Symbiodiniaceae. The record is from the annotation of a GenBank genome assembly.